Messenger RNA from Aspergillus candidus, 492 nucleotides. RefSeq names its product Lipocalin-like domain-containing protein. The transcript has 2 exons. The record is from RefSeq and is a predicted model, not a curated record. The coding region runs from base 1 to 492 and encodes 163 amino acids. NCBI's taxonomy places the organism in Eukaryota, Fungi, Ascomycota, Eurotiomycetes, Eurotiales, Aspergillaceae.
AUGUCGGUCCUUCCAAUCACAGGCACCUGGGCACUGAAAUCCUUCGGUUUGCAUCCAGCUGCAUCUCCCAGCUCUGCAGCAUUAUUCCAGCCGCUUGGUGGCCAUCCUCUUGGGCGCAUCAUUUUUACCCCUGAAAACUACAUGUCAUGCACGCUCACGUCCCGCGACGCUGCAUCGCCCAUGGAAUCUCCAUCAUGGAUUGUGGCAAAUGACGAUGAGGUGCUGGAUGCUGCGCGGGCAAUGACAACCUACUGCGGACCUUUCCGAGUGUACGAACAGGACGGACAGCAGUUACUGAGUACCAACGUGGAUAUUGCCUUGGAUCCAAACUGGAUUGGGAAGCCACAGGUGCGGAGAUGGGAACUACAUGGAGAUCGCACGUUAGUGUUGAGGCCAGUGCAGGAGUUUACUCUCCCGGACGGGACCAAGACAGAGGGGGUUCUGGUGUGGGAGAGAGUCAAUUAUGAUGCCAAGCAGCUGGCAAACCUUUGA